AAUAGCACCGGUUAGCGCUUCUGAGCAGCUGUGUUUGGGCCGCUAGAGGGGGCGGUUGGUCCUCAUUUUCUGAGGAGGCUGAAGAGGAGCGGCACACCUUGAUCGUCCCAGCCUGGUCCUGGUCUUUGGAGAGCGAUGCCGCUUCCCGACACCUUAUUCUGCGCGCAGCAGAUCCACAUCCCACCGGAACUGCCGGACAUCCUGAAGCAGUUCACCAAGGCGGCGAUCCGCACCCAGCCCGCCGACGUGCUGCAGUGGGCCGCGGGGUAUUUCUCAGCUUUGUCAAGAGGAGAUCCACUUCCUGUAAAGGACAGAAUUGAAAUGCCCGUGGCCACUCAGAAAACAGAUACUGGCCUGACUCAAGGAAUGCUCAAAGUGCUGCACAAGCAGUGUAGCCACAAGCAAUACGUGGACUUAGCCGACCUUGAAAAGAAAUGGAGAAGUUUGUGCCUGCCAAUGGAAAAGUUCAGAGCUCUCUUAGAAUUGGAUCCUUGUGAACGCAAAAUCGAGUGGAUCAAGUUUUUAGCACUUGGAUGUAGCAUGCUUGGUGGGUCCCUGAACACUGCGAUGAAGAACCUGUGCGAGAUCCUGACCCAGGACCCGGAGGGGGGGCCUGCACGCAUCCCCUUCAAGACUUUCUCCUACGUCUACCGCUACCUGUCCCACCUGGACUCGGACAUGCCCGUUUCGGAAACGGAAGCCUAUCUCGCCUCGCUGAAGGACAACAUAGACAGUAGAAGGAAUGGCAUGAUAGGACUUAUGGAUUUCUUCGUCCUAACGAGGAAAAUGUAAAAAAUCUCAAAUAGAAAACUCAGAAGACAUGCCAUUAAUACAGAGAAAAACACAUUUUAAUGUCAAAAGAGUGUGUUUUAAAACCUUGCCACCAAUUACAACUUGUCAUUAACCACA
Eptesicus fuscus (big brown bat) is the source of this 909-nucleotide messenger RNA. It is a transcript of the gene ROPN1L, whose product is annotated as rhophilin associated tail protein 1 like. The record is from RefSeq and is a predicted model, not a curated record. NCBI's taxonomy places the organism in Eukaryota, Metazoa, Chordata, Mammalia, Chiroptera, Vespertilionidae. The transcript is spliced from 6 exons. The coding region runs from base 136 to 792 and encodes 218 amino acids.